GGACUGAACCUCUGAAACUGAUGUGGUGCCAUAAGUUGUUGCACCUACAAAGCAGGCUCCAGAAUUUGAUGAAGAGAGGAGACAUAGGUCAAGCUCUUCAUCUGUCCAACUUUAAAAGUUUAUUUUCAUUAUCCAUCCAUUGGUGCCAUACAGCUUCCAAGUCUGUGAAUUGUACUUGGCACCAACGUGAAGAUCAUUUGGAACUGCAAUAUGCUAGCACUGUGAUGCGCUUUGAUUAUGUCUGGCUUCGAGACCACUGCCGCUCAGCAUCAUGCUAUAAUUCUAAGACUCACCAGCGGAGCCUGGACACUGCCAGUGUGGAUUUAUGUAUCAAACCAAAGACCAUUCGUCUUGAUAAAACCACACUCUUUUUUACUUGGCCAGAUGGUCAUGUGACUAGAUAUGAUCUGGAUUGGCUGGUGAAAAAUAGCUAUGAAGGGCAGAAACAAAAGGUUAUCCACCCUAGAAUAUUAUGGAAUGCUCAACUCUACCAGCAAGCCCAGGUUCCAUCUGUUGAUUUCCAGAGUUUCUUAGAAUCAAAUGAUGAACUGAAGAAGUUUCUGCAAAACUUUCUGCUAUAUGGAAUUGCAUUUGUAGAAAAUGUCCCUCCCACUCAAGAACACACAGAGAAGUUGGCGGAAAGGGUCAGUUUAAUCAGAGAAACCAUCUAUGGAAGGAUGUGGUAUUUCACUUCAGAUUUUUCCAGAGGUGACACUGCAUACACCAAGCUAGCUCUAGAUCGGCAUACUGACACUACCUACUUUCAAGAGCCCUGUGGCAUUCAAGUAUUUCAUUGUCUUAAACAUGAAGGAACAGGUGGCAGGACACUGUUAGUAGAUGGAUUCUAUGCAGCACAACAAGUACUUCAAAAAGCACCUAAGGAAUUUGAACUCCUCAGCAAAGUGCCAUUGAAACAUGAGUAUAUUGAAAAUGUUGGAGAAUGUCACAACCACAUGAUUGGGGUUGGGCCAGUCUUAAAUAUCUACCCAUGGAAUAAAGAGCUCUAUUUGAUCAGGUACAACAACUAUGACCGGGCUGUCAUCAACACCGUGCCUUAUGAUGUUGUUCAUCGUUGGUAUAUAGCACACCGAACCCUAACAACUGAGUUGAGAAGGCCUGAGAAUGAGCUCUGGGUCAAACUGAAGCCUGGAAAGGUACUAUUUAUAGACAAUUGGCGAGUCCUUCAUGGCAGGGAAUCAUUCACUGGUUACCGCCAACUCUGUGGCUGCUAUUUAACAAGAGAUGAUGUAUUGAACACUGCUCGUUUCUUGGGGCUUCAUGCUUAAAAUUGAAAGCACUGGGAUUAUGAGUACACUUAGUACCCUGCUACCAGAAUUUUGUAUCAACACAACAGUAUUGUAUAAAAUUUUGUUUCACAUUGUCUCCUUCCCAUUCCAUAAAACAGAAGCUUUUUCUUACUUUACUAGGAGAAACCUAUUAAAGAAAGGGGACUUCUGAGUUAUCUAAUGUCAGCCAUCUAGUAGGGUAGCUAUCUUGCCAAGUUAUAGUAUGAUCCUACUCUUUUCCUAAACUUUUUGAUGUAAUUAUAAACACUGUACUUAAGAAAUGUAUUUGCCAUACUAAAAGGAAAUCAAUAAUAUUAUGUAGUUUGUCUUCAGCUAAAUCAGAAUGCAAUGCAUUCUAGAAAUGAUAAAGUAUUGAUAAAGCAACAUAUGUAAAAAAUUUUUCAUCUUUUAUAAUUCAUUUGAUUAAUAAUAUGUGCUUACUUUUAUUUUGAAUAUAUCCUAUGAUAUUUUCCAGUUCCAAUUUCAGCAGAUGAUGGGAUAUUGCUUUUCUUUUUAAUGAAUAAACUGAAUAGUAUUCCAUUGUGCCACA
Peromyscus leucopus (white-footed mouse) is the source of this 1836-nucleotide messenger RNA. It is a transcript of the gene Tmlhe, whose product is annotated as trimethyllysine hydroxylase, epsilon. NCBI's taxonomy places the organism in Eukaryota, Metazoa, Chordata, Mammalia, Rodentia, Cricetidae. The record is from RefSeq and is a predicted model, not a curated record. The transcript has 8 exons. The coding region runs from base 21 to 1286 and encodes 421 amino acids. Gene Ontology annotation, molecular function: iron ion binding; trimethyllysine dioxygenase activity. Gene Ontology annotation, biological process: carnitine biosynthetic process. Gene Ontology annotation, cellular component: mitochondrion.